GCGCCGAGGGAGGAGGGGAACGGCAGCACGGGGCAGUUCUAAGAGCGCCCCGCCCUCAGCCGCCGCCGUCAGGCCCGGACAGAAGAUGGCGGCGGCGCUGUCCGGUGGCUCUCAGCAGAUGGUGCGGGAGGUGGUGCGUCGCUCGGCCCUUCGCCCGCCCGCCUCGGGCUGCUGGGGCUGCUUGCCCGGAGUAGGGAAGCGAUAUCUUCUUACAGACAGUGAUGCAAAGUUAGAAGAAUUUCAGCGGACAAAAGUGGCAAUUCAACAUAAAGUUAAUGGCAAUAAAGAUCCAUAUUUUGAAAGCAUUAAAGAAAAAUUAAAGAAAAAUGAAACAAUUCUCAAAAGGGAAUUAAAAACUUUACUGCAUUUGUGUCAGAGUUCAUCUGAUGUCGAACUAGCCAGAAAAGUUAUUUACAGGUACCAUGAGCAGAAUGGAAUCACAGCCUUACAUGAUUUUAAAUUUGGGCCCCUUUUUAUGAGGCUCUGUUAUGAGUUGGACCUCGACAGACUUGCAAUAGAACUUAUAAAAGAUCAGAAUUUGAGUGGUUUUUUCUCAGAGAGUGCAUCAUUCCAUAUUUUAAUGAAAAUGUUAUUUAAAAAGGGCCAUUUUGAAAAUGCUUUGGAAGUUCUGGUAGAAAUGAAAAAACAAGGUAUACCUUUCAACAGAGAAACCUAUCUACUUGCAUCUGCCAUAUGUUACAAAUUGGGCAGCAUGGAGUCAUGCAAAAUCUCUGAGAAACUGAUUGAAGAAGCACAGCUAAAAGGUGAUGUAUUACCAUUGCGAGCAUUCUGCUUUGCUGUUGCAACUGCUCUGAAGCAGAAUGACGUAGCACAAGCCAAAUUUCAUUGUUCCCAGAUAAUGAAAACAGAAAAUGAUUUAUACAAUAAUCUUAAAAUUCUUGUCCAGCUCAAAUCUGGUUCUAUGGAAGAAGUAAUGCAGAUUUUAAAGGCAGCAAUAGAAGUAGAUACUCCACCCUUUGUGAAAAAAAUCGAGUUUUCUGGGCAGGUGCUGGCUGCAGUAAGGGAAAAGAUGGAAGAAAAUUCUGACCUUUCUGCCAAAUUUGAAGAUAUUUGUAUGAAGCUAGAAGCUUCAGGACAGAUAACUACAUGCACGCUGGAAGACAUGCUUUUCCAGAUUCCUAGUUCAAAGAAGACCCAUGUAAAGCUUUUGAAUCAGAAGCAAUUGGGCUAUCAGACUGCUAAACCGCUUCAGUUAAAUCUGUUGUUGGAAUAGUUCAAUAUUUGAUGGCAAACUGAACCACUGUUAGCAUCUCUUACAGGCAAGGGUCUUCAUCUCUCCUGUGCCAUGAGCAGUUGUUUGUGUGAAAUUGCAUGUAGCAUCCAUGUUUCAGUUUUGAUGCUAAAAUCAAGCCAUCGAUGCAGGAAUCCUUUUUAGACACUGUUUUGCAUAAGAAGCAAAAUUUCUUUUUACUCUUCGCUGAAGGCACGUGUUUGGACUACUCUCACAACCUGUGAGCACUAGCAAAGAUUUCCUGUGGUUACUUAUACAUAAACUCUUACAGAGGCACACCUAUCUAACACAGCUUCAUCUCCUAUCUAGUGCAUAAUCAUGGGGCAUGAUUCAGCAAAACAUUUCAGUAGCUGCACCUGCCAAGUCAUUUGACUGUCUCCAAACCAUCUCCUCAUAUUACCUUUUAUGGCACUAUAGGCACUUUGACAUUUCUUCCAGCAGCAUUCAGUCCCAAACAAAUAAAAUGUUCUAUGAA
Pogoniulus pusillus (Red-fronted tinkerbird) is the source of this 1727-nucleotide messenger RNA. RefSeq names its product pentatricopeptide repeat domain 2 (gene PTCD2). The record is from RefSeq and is a predicted model, not a curated record. NCBI's taxonomy places the organism in Eukaryota, Metazoa, Chordata, Aves, Piciformes, Lybiidae. Gene Ontology annotation, molecular function: RNA binding; protein binding. The coding region runs from base 86 to 1234 and encodes 382 amino acids. Gene Ontology annotation, cellular component: mitochondrion. The transcript is spliced from 10 exons. Gene Ontology annotation, biological process: regulation of mRNA processing; multicellular organism development; mitochondrion organization.